Molecule: messenger RNA, 2521 nt
Organism: Austrofundulus limnaeus
Lineage: Eukaryota; Metazoa; Chordata; Actinopteri; Cyprinodontiformes; Rivulidae
Product: anoctamin-9
Biological process (GO): chloride transmembrane transport
Cellular component (GO): plasma membrane
Molecular function (GO): chloride channel activity
Source: RefSeq, a predicted model, not a curated record
GAAAACAUUGAGCUGAAGAAAAGAGACAAGAGCGCUCAGCCUUUGCUUCGUUCAGCGGCUGAACAAAGAACAUUUGACUAUAUACUGGUGGCCAACAAUGAGAAAAAUGACCCUGAGGAGAAUUCCCAGAAACGAAAGGCCUUCCUUCGUGUACUAGAACAGAAACACUUCACAAUCACAGAAUUACCUCAUGAGGACAAAAUAUUUUUUGGGCUUCGUGCUCCCAGUGAGAUGUUUGAAGACUAUCAGCAUCUGCUCAAAAUCUCUGACUCCUGCAACUUUUCUGAAGACGUGAAUUUCUCCCAGGCUGACCGGAUUCGAAUAGUUAAUUUCAUUCUCCGUGAAGAGAAUGUGAAGGACUUGAUUAUGCAUGGUGUGUUUGAAACCAUGUUCUGUCUUCAUGAGAAAACAGACCAGAAAGAGCUACAAACUAUAUGGGCUCGGUGGUCAGCUCUUUUUCAGCCACAAAAAUUUACAAAGAUCAGAGACUACUUUGGAGAGAAGGUGGCACUGUACUACGUGUGGCUAGGCUUGUACACUGCACUGUUGGUUCCAGCUGCAAUUUUGGGUGUUGUAAUCUUUCUCUAUGCACUUGCCUUUUUCAACACCAGUCCUCUCAUUCAUGAGGUGUGUAACUCCAACAUCACCAUGUGUCCUCGCUGUGAUAAGAAGUGCCAGGCAUGGCAACUUUCUGACACCUGUACCUAUGCAAAGGUCAGUCAUUUGUUUGACAACGAGGGCACCGUGGCUUUUGCCAUGUUCAUCGCAAUCUGGACCACACUGUUCCUGGAGUUUUGGAAGAGAGAAAGAGCCACACAUGUGUGCAAAUGGAGGGUCUAUGACUGGAAUGAUGAGGAGGAGGAACUGAUCAUGGAACUAGUAAAUAAUCCAGUUUGUAAAGCCAAAACAUAUAAACACAGUUAUUGGCGUAGCACUCUGGUCUUGAUCCUGAUGACUGUAAUGUUGAUGGUGAUCAUCGGUAUUGCUCAUGCUAUUGUGGUGUUUCGAGUGGUGGCUGCCCCCCUUUUGUCUGAAAGUGAGUGGAAGUUUUUGGAAGACUAUGCCAACAUUGUGGUCGUGCUGCUUGGAGCAGUGCUGCACUACAUCACCAUUCAGGUCAUGACCCGGAUCAACAAAUGGGUGGCACUCAAGCUCUGUAAUUUAGAGAAGCAUUAUUUAYCAGCAGACAGAGAGAGAAGUUUCACAGUCAAGAUGUUCACCUUCCAGUUCUUCACCCUCUUCUCUUCACUUUUCUACGUGGCCUUUUUUCUGGGCAGGGUAAAUGGUCAUCCAGGACACUAUGUGCGUAUUGCAGGGUAUAGACUGGAAGAGUGCCAUCCCAGUGGCUGUUUGACAGAUCUCUUCAUCCAGAUGGCAGUGAUCAUGGUGCUCAAACAGACUCUAAACAACAUUUUUGAAUUCACAGUUCCCUGGCUGAAGUUCAUUUUGAGCUUAAAGGCUGGAAAGAAACUAUGGAAGAAACGUAAACACCCCUGCAGUAAAAAAUAUCUUGAUGAUGAUGAAUGUGUUGAACCAUGUAAUGACUGCACACUUCGGGACUGGCUGAAAAACUAUCACUUGUCCAAAACCGAUUCCUUCAGUUUAUUCAAUGAAUUCCUGGAGAUGGUGAUCCAGUUCAGUUUCACCACCAUAUUUGUGGCAGCCUUUCCUCUUGCACCUCUUCUUGCUCUCAUCAAUAACAUCUUUGAGAUCCGCCUGGACGCCAUCAAGAUGGUCCGCUUAGAGCAGCGUCUGAUUUCCAAGAAGACCGAUGACAUUGGUGUGUGGUUGCAGGUGUUGGAGGUUGUUGGUGUGAUGGCGGUGAUUGCUAACGGUCUGGUCAUUGGAAUCACAUCAGACUUUGUUCCUCGCCUGGUUUACCGUUACCGUUACGGCCCGUGUGCCACCGGACUCGCAAACACACACUGCAUGGAGGGCUACAUCAGCAACACUCUGUCCACUGCCUAUAUGAGCAGUGACAACCAAGAUGAAUUUCUACUGCCAAAUCACAGUAACAUCUCUACAGCCAUUCCAUGCAGCUACAGAGACUACAGGACCGUGGAUGACAACUCUCUGACCCCUCAGUUCUGGCUGGUUCUGGCGGUACGCUUGGCCUUCAUCAUCCUUUUUGAGCAUGUUGUGGUGGUGUGUAAGUUUAUAGCAGCCUGGUUCAUUCCUGACAGUCCCAUUAAGGUGAAGAACGACUGUCGGACUGAUAAACUAAAACGGCUCAAAAAUGAGUUAAAGUCAAGGAAAAGCAAAUCUACCCAAGUCUGACUCCCCCUCUGGCUGAGGCAUCUAAAGAGAUGGAUUCAUGUUUAUUUUCUUUUACAUUUGCUGUUGAAUCACCAAAACGUGUUGUGGAAGGAUAUAAUUAGAAAAACAGCUUAUGUUUGUUUUACAUUUUGCUACAAAAAUAAGUAUUUUUCUUGUUAAAUGUUCAAAUUUUUUUAUUUUUCGAUGCACAUUUUGAACAGAUUUUAGUCCAAAGUUUUCACUCUCAGGUUACAGAAAAGUAUCU